Molecule: messenger RNA, 270 nt
Organism: Eimeria tenella
Lineage: Eukaryota; Apicomplexa; Conoidasida; Eucoccidiorida; Eimeriidae
Exons: 2
Coding region: 1-270 (89 amino acids)
Source: RefSeq, a predicted model, not a curated record
AUGUCCUUGUUGGCUCUUCACAAGGAGCGGAGAAAGUUUCUCGAGGAAAAAGCACUCUCGGCAGAUGUGAAAAUAGAGCUUCAAUUGCCUAAGCACAAAGAGGAAGCACCUGGGGGCUUCAAUCCUCUACUUGCCCUGGCUAACAUCUUCCAGAGGCUGGCUGACGAGAAGAAAGCAGAAGCUUUAGCUGCAGCAGCAAAUGCAGCAGCAAAUGCAGCAGCAGACGAACCUUGUGAGCCCGCUGAAGAACCAGCCGAAGUGCAUGAAUAG